Messenger RNA from Dromaius novaehollandiae (emu), 1390 nucleotides. RefSeq names its product fibroblast growth factor 1 (gene FGF1). Gene Ontology annotation, cellular component: nucleus; cytoplasm. Gene Ontology annotation, molecular function: fibroblast growth factor receptor binding; growth factor activity. NCBI's taxonomy places the organism in Eukaryota, Metazoa, Chordata, Aves, Casuariiformes, Dromaiidae. The transcript has 4 exons. The record is from RefSeq and is a predicted model, not a curated record. Gene Ontology annotation, biological process: positive regulation of transcription by RNA polymerase II; positive regulation of endothelial cell migration; wound healing. Bases 226 to 693 code for a protein of 155 amino acids.
CCCAGCCCCGCUGCCUGCCGGAGACUUUCCCCGUCGCCCCCGGGCUCCGCGGCGCCGAGGGAGGAGAAGCGCGCGGGGAGCAGCCGCGGCCCUGCCACCCUCCUCCCGGCACGCUCCCCGCGGCAGCGCCGGGGCUGCUCGGCUGCCCUCGGCACGAAGACGAGCUCAGCCGGCCGGGCGCAGCCCCCGAGGAGCCUGCGGCGGCCGUGAAGCCCCGGCAUCGCGAUGGCAGAGGGGGAGAUAACCACCUUCGCCGCCCUCACCGAAAAAUUCGACCUGCCGGCGGGGAACUACCAGCAGCCCAAGCUGCUGUACUGCAGCAACGGGGGCCACUUCCUGCGCAUCCGCCCCGACGGGCGCGUGGACGGCACCAGGGACCGCGGCGACCUGCACAUCCGGCUGCAGCUCAGCGCGGAAAGCGUGGGCGAGGUGUACAUACGGGGCACCCAGUCCGGGCAGUACCUGGCCAUGGACACCAACGGGCUCCUCUACGGCUCGCGGCUGCCGAGCGACGAGUGCCUGUUCCUGGAGCGCCUCGAGGAGAACCACUACAACACCUACGCCUCCAAGAAGCACGCCGAUAAGCGCUGGUUCGUCGGCCUGAAGAAGGACGGCCGCAGCAAAGCGGGGCCGCGGACGCACGGCGGCCAGAAGGCCAUCCUCUUCCUCCCGCUGCCCGCGGCCGCCGAGUAGGGGCCCCGCGGAGCCGCUCGGCCCCGCGCCCUCCUUCCAGCCCCGCCGGCGGGGAGCCCGGCGCCCGCGGUGCCCCUCACCGUGUCGUCCCGGCUCAGUGAUGCUCUCCGGCUCCUUGGUACCUGGCUUCCCACGUAUCCGCCAGCCGCGCCGAUACCACGCCGUCGCGUGAGAGCCUGGCAAGAAAUCCCUGCAGAUCUCGUCUUUGCAUCCAGCCAAACUAGCACCAGCCAAAAGCCCUCGGCCCCAGGCGACUCAUCCCUCCCGACAACACGAGCACUGCUGUACUUCGUGCUAACGCCUGCUGUAUGUGGUUUAUAUUUAUUAAGUGAAUCUGCCUCCUCGGCGAUGUGCCCGUAAGCCGCCCCGGGCAGCCAGAGCCGGCCCCGCUCGCUGGGUGCAGAGCCCCAGCAGCUCCCGAUGCGCCUGCAAGCCCAGAGCCUCCAGUUUCGGACUGACCCUUCCCGGCGAUAUCGCAUCCAACCAAAGAGAGGAGGUUUACCCAGCGGUGCCACCGGAGCUGCCACCGCGGGCAGGCACACGGGACCCUCAUGCCCUGCAACGGGGCGGCGUCGCCCCGCAGCCGUACGGCAAAUCCCUGCAACCGCAGAGCGGCCGCCCGGCUGCUUUGGACCGAAGCUGUACAUAAGAUGUGCUGCUGUAGUGGCAGAGUAAUAAAGUUUGAUAGGGACUAGUG